AUGCCGUCGUUCACCUCGAUCGUCCUGCUCGGCCUCGCCAUGGCCAGCCCCGUUCGCGCUGCCGACUGCCCCACCGAAGCGUUGCUUGGCCUCGCAAGCAACACGAACCUGGCCACGUGCCAGACCGAAACGGGUGUCAGUGUGGCGACCAUCUCGACGUUGACAGACUCCCAUAUCUCGACCAUUUGCACGAGCACGGCGUGCCUCGGACUAAUGGCCGACGUAGCGGCCAUGGAUCUCGGUGACUGCACCAUUCCAGGCUCAAGCGUGACGGUGCAAACUGAUGUGCUCGACCGUGUGGCUGCUGCGUGCGGCAGCAGUGCAUCAUCGACGUCUACGGGCUCCACUGACGCUGGGUCCUCCGGGUCGAUGAGGUCUUCAGGCGCUGCCAAUGUGGGUGACGACUCCGGCUCGAACAGUGACAAGGUCGUCGGAGGAAGCACCACGGGUUCCAGCAGCGCGACGACGGUGACUGCGGGAUUCGUGUCGACUUUCGUGUUGGCGGCCGGUGCGAUGCUGCUGUAGGUGAAUUGUAGGUUAACU
Phytophthora sojae is the source of this 543-nucleotide messenger RNA. It is a transcript of the gene SOL3A, whose product is annotated as elicitin. The coding region runs from base 1 to 525 and encodes 174 amino acids. Lineage: Eukaryota; Oomycota; Peronosporomycetes; Peronosporales; Peronosporaceae. Gene Ontology annotation, cellular component: extracellular region. The transcript has a single exon. The record is from RefSeq and is a predicted model, not a curated record.